ACGCGAUUCUGCUCCUGCGUCGAUGCUCGCAGGUCGGGUCGGCUUGAAGACCAGGGCUCCGAGGCGCUCAAGGUCGGGCGCUACUUGAGUGCUAACCCGUCGGCCACGAUCGAGGACCUCGCACGCUUCGUGCUCACGGACGACAAGCUGCCAACGGAGACGGUCAUGAACUGGGUGGCCUUCUUCAUCAAGCCGUCCACCGAGCUCGUCGACGUUGGCGACAUGUGCGAGACUCUCGGUCUUGACAGCGGCGCGUCUGCCCACUCGCUCCGGGUCAAGCGCAACCUGUGGAUGCUCAACGACGACCAAGUCACGGUCGUAUCCGUGGACUCCAAGACCACGUACCGUGUCGCCGCGUCCGCGAUGUGCGAGGUCAUCAGCAAGCUGUCCGGUGCCGGCGAGGCUCGUCGCAUCUUGGCGCUGCUGCAAGAAGCGCGGCGAGCGUACCGGACACGCCUCGAGAAGGCUGGCGAACCCAAGGCGAAGAAGAUCAAGACGCAUCACAUGCCCGUGGCGGCGCCAUCUCGCACAACCUCGACGCCAGCGCGUCAGCCUCGACCCGCAGCGCCGGUGACGCCCGCACCGGCGACAGUGCAGCAUGAAGGCGCGCCAAGACGGUCUACGCGGCGCUUUGUGACGUUCAUGUACGCCUCGCCGUACCUCGUCAUGGCGCCCAAAGGCGGCCUCGUCCUAUGCAGUCAUGCGGAUGUCGAGGCCGAGUACGAAGCCGUCGUGAAAGGCUUGGCCGUCGCCUCUUACGCCGAGCACGGCGAACAAUCGUACCAGCGCUCGACGACCGCCCCUGUCGCUGUGCGCCCGCUCGUGGCGACGCGGUCCAACCUUCAGCAAGUUGAGCUCGAGGGCUGCUCGGUGCUCCACUUUGCCGGGCACGGGAUCAAGGAAGGCGCCCUUCUUUUCGAAAACAACAAGAUGGCGGGCGAUCUUGUCCAUGUUCAAGAGGUCGUCAAGUACUUCAAGACCGACAAGCCUCGACUCGUCAUCCUGCUGGCGUGCCACUCGGAGACGAUGGCCCCCGCGUUCCUUGCAGCUGGCGUCAAGCACGUUGUUGCCAUCAGUGCGAAAUGGGCCAUCGACGAGGACGCCGUCAAUGUCUUUGCCUGGACGCUCCACCAAAGUCUGGCCAGCGGGCGCAGCGUCGCAUCGAGCGUCUCCCAUGCGCAAGCAAGCGUCCGCGAAUCCGAUAUCAAGGAUGCCGACGAGGAAGCCGACAACUUCGUGUUGCUGCCGCGCGGCGCCGACCACUCGGAGGUCAUUUUUCCAUCGACCUUCCACGACUCGGACGUUGUGCAUGGCGAUCCGUUUCCGCGCCUUCGUCGCGACGAGCUCCCGAAAGAAGUCCAUGAGUACAAGGAGCGCCAAAUCGAAGAAGGACUGGUUUGCGGCCUCUUUGCGGCCAAGAAGACGUCUAUCGUGUGGCUCCAUGGUCCGCAGGACGCGGGAAAGACGCAACUGGCGUGCAGCGCCGCCCGGGCGCUCGAGUUUCGCCGUGUGUUUCCUCGCGGAAUCACGUUCAUUCGUGUGCCGCCCAGCUCUGCGGCGUGCGCUUGCGCGGCCGAUACUACCCUCGCCGCGCUCAAGCUCCAAGUGGACACGUGGCUGGCUGCAACCGUCGACCGUGGAAUGCUGCACGAGUUCAACCCGGCGACGCUGGUCGUUCUGGACGGGAUUGACGCACUGGUGGCGUCGCCUGCCUUCGUCUCGUGGCUCGACGAGCUCUGUUUCAUGAAGUCGUUCGUGCACUUUCUUGUCACGUCCCGCGCUGUUCCGACGGACAUCAACAAGCUCCAGAAUCCCAACCGCGUCCGUGCGAUUUAUGUGUCUUGUCACUCGUCGUUGGAAUCGGACACGCCCCUCCACCGCCGCUUCGAUCCGCUUGACGAAUAUGGUGACUACAACCUUGCCGCCUCGGUGAAGGACGAAGAUAUGUAAGCAACCAAUGUAGUGUACUUUUAGGAAAAUGGU
This is a messenger RNA of Saprolegnia diclina VS20, 1983 nucleotides long. RefSeq lists its product as hypothetical. Lineage: Eukaryota; Oomycota; Saprolegniomycetes; Saprolegniales; Saprolegniaceae. The record is from RefSeq and is a predicted model, not a curated record. The coding region runs from base 166 to 1950 and encodes 594 amino acids. The transcript has 13 exons.